Messenger RNA from Pediculus humanus corporis (human body louse), 1077 nucleotides. RefSeq lists its product as uncharacterized. The transcript is spliced from 6 exons. NCBI's taxonomy places the organism in Eukaryota, Metazoa, Arthropoda, Insecta, Psocodea, Pediculidae. Gene Ontology annotation, molecular function: serine-type endopeptidase inhibitor activity. The coding region runs from base 1 to 1077 and encodes 358 amino acids. The record is from RefSeq and is a predicted model, not a curated record.
AUGUUAAAAACCGUCGAAUCAAAAUAUAACGAAUCAAAUAUAAUUUUUUCACCUGCUAGCAUAAUCGGAUUAUUAUCAGUUCUCCAGCAGGGUGCAAAAGGUUCUACCGCUUUGGAAUUAUUGAAAGUUCUUCGUUUGACACCGGAAGAAUCUAAAAAAGGAUUUUUAAAUUUAUUAUCGUUAAAAAAAGAAACAAACGUGACGUUCGAUUGGGGAAAUCGUAUAUACGUAAGUCCUAGUAUUGAAAUACUGGAAGAAUUUAAAAAAAAAACCCGCGAAAAUUUCGAAGUCGAUGUUAAAAAAAUGAAUUUUGGAGUGCCGUCGAGUAAAAAUUCAAGCGACGAAAUGAAUAAUUGGAUCGAAGAAAUAACGCAUAAACAUAUAAAAAAUAUGGUCGAUCCUUCAAUGAUAUCAGUGGAUACGAUUAUGGUAUUGAUAAAUGCGAUUUUUUUCAAAGGAAAUUGGAUGAGAUCAUUUAAAAAAACAAAAACGUCGACGGGAAAUUUUGAAAAAUUCCCAGGGGAACAAAUGGAAACUGAAUUUAUGUCACAAAGGGAUAAAUAUCAUGCGGAUAAAGAUAGUUAUUUAGGUGCUAAAUGGAUGUCUUUACCAUUUCAAAAUCAACGGUUUUCAAUGGUUUUCAUAUUGCCAAAUAAAAGACACGGAUUAAAUAAUUUAUUAAAUAAAUUAAAAACCGAUGAUUUACAUUCUAUAUUAACGUAUAAAGGAGUUAGCGUCGUUAAAGUUCGCAUACCUAAAUUUAAAUUAACCGAAAAAGUAUCACUCGAAGAAACGAUGUCUCAGUUGGGACUUAAAACCAUGUUUAAUUCAUUAUCGGAUUUGAGUGGCAUGUCACCUUCAAGUAAAAACCUUGCUGUCUCAAAUAUGAUUCAUCAAUCAACAAUUGAGAUAGAUGAAAAAGGAAGUAGCGCUUCAGCAUCAACGAUAUUAAUUAUGUCCAGAAGGAGAACGCCCACAUUAUCCUUUAUUGCAGAUCAACCAUUUUUAUUUUUUAUUAUGGAUGAUAAAUAUAAUGUUCCUUUAUUCGCCGGAAAAAUAUUUAAUCCAACAAUGUAA